CAACGCCACUUCCACUUUCUCUUCCUUAUUUCUCUCUCUCUGGCGCUCAGCGAUUCAAGGUCCAAGGAAGAGCUUCUUCAGGUCUAUCUCCCCUUCGUCGGUGAGUUUAUCGAGCUCAACGAUCAGAAUCUCCUUCACACGAAUCACCUCAGAUCCCGAUCCGUUUGACCUCCCAGGCGAGUCCGUUGUAGUUCGAUUUGCUUGCCUCAAGCCUCCGAGUCGCAUAGACAGACGAUCUCACGAGUCAAGAGAAUCUCUGUCUUAUCCAGCUCCGAAUCUGGGCUCGUGUUAUCAAUUCGACUGGUUAUUGUUUGGGAUUGCAGGUUUGAGCACUCGGAUAUGGAUGAAGAAAGGAAGGGAGCGAGAGGAUCGGGUUGGGAGAACUAGGGUUCGUUUUAUGUGAUUUUAUAAUAAAAAUUCUGUGUUUUUUUUAUAGAUUUUUUAGUGGGAAAACUCGGAGAUCUAGGGUUUCCCAUAUUAUUUUCUUUCCGGGUCUUCUCGUUUUAUGCGAGAGUGGUUCGUUUGAAUGGAUAUCGAUAUUGUGAGGGAUAUGGCGUCGCUUGACCCGGAGCUGCUGCAGCUCCCGGAGGUAUCUCAAGUGGUUCUGAAGGAAAAACCUAGGAUAGCCGAGGAACUGUUCUCCCAGUGGCUUUCAUUGCACGAAACAGGGAAAUUGGUGAAGUCAUUGAUUGAAGAUGCAAAAGGGAGUUCACCUCUCAAUGUUCCAGGCAGUUCAUGUAAUCCAAAUUCUGUUGGGAAUAAUUCCCCGCCUUCCAUGUUUCCUGCUGGCAGUGUGCCUCCUCUCUCACCUAGGAGCACAUGUGGAUCUCCCCGUUUUUUGAAGCGUAACUCAAAUGUUGGACUUUCACCUUUUGGUUCUCCACUAAAAUUAAUUAGUGAACCCAUCAAAGAAGUUAUACCUCAGUUUUACUUCCAUAAUGGCCGUCCGCCUCCAAAAGCAUUGAAAGAACAAUGCUUAUCUAGAAUUGAUCAUCUUUUCUUUGGUAACAUGGAUGGGCUACAAUUACAAGAAUUCAAAACUGUGACGAAGGAAAUCUGUAAGCUACCAUCAUUCCUCUCCACUUCUUUCUUUAGAAAGUGCGAUGCUGAAUGUACCGGAAUGGUGUCAAGGGAUGCAUUUAUUGAAUACUGGAUCAGUAGCAACUUGAUGACAAAAGAUGUAGCUACUCAGAUCUUCACCAUUCUGAAGCAAGCAGACCGCAGUUACCUUAUUCAGGAUGAUUUCAAACCUGUGUUGCGAGAACUUUUGGCAACCCAUCCAGGUUUGGAAUUCCUACAGGGGACUCCUGAGUUUCAGGAUAGAUAUGCUGAAACUGUUAUAUACAGAAUUUUCUACUAUAUGAAUAGAUCUGGCAAUGGUCAACUUACCCUAAGAGAAUUGAAACGGGGAAAUUUAAUUGCUGCAAUGCAGCAUGCUGAUGAAGAGGAGGAUAUUAAUAAAGUCCUGAGGUACUUUUCAUAUGAGCACUUUUAUGUGAUUUACUGCAAGUUUUGGGAGCUUGAUACAGAUCAUGAUUUCUUUAUUGACAAAGAAAACCUUAUCAAAUAUGGAAAUCAUGCACUGACCUACAGAAUUGUUGAAAGGAUUUUUUCGCAGAUUCCCAGGAAAUUCAAAAGUAAAGUUGAUGGCAAAAUGGGCUAUGAAGAUUUUGUGAAUUUUAUACUAGCAGAGGAGGAUAAGUCAUCCGAGCCUAGCCUUGAGUAUUGGUUCAAGUGUAUAGACUUGGAUGGUAAUGGAAUUAUAACCUCAACUGAGAUGCAAUUUUUCUAUGAGGAGCAGCUGCAUCGAAUGGAAUGUAUGGCGCAAGAAGCUGUACUGUUUGAGGACAUUCUGUGCCAGAUGAUUGAUAUGAUUGGACCUGAGAAUGAGAGCUACUUUACACUGCUAGACUUGAAAGGCAGCAAACUUUCGGGAAAUAUUUUUAAUAUCCUUUUCAAUCUGAAUAAAUUUAUGGCAUUUGAAACUCGUGAUCCAUUUCUAAUUCGGCAGGAACGUGAAAAUCCAACUUUGACAGAGUGGGAUCGUUUUGCACAUAGAGAAUAUAUCAGAUUGUCCAUGGAAGAAGACUGUGAAGAUGUCUCCAAUGGAAGUGGUGACAUCUGGGAUGAAUCACUUGAGGCUCCUUUUUAACGAGUAUCUAAAAUUUGGUUUCCUGGAUGCUUACUAGAAGCUGCCCUAGUUGCAGCUACGUAACUUGCAUCAGAUAAAGGUUUGCAUCACAUAUUCUCUGGUGAAUUAGCAGGCGCGAUUGUUCAACAAUUUCGUCUUAAAAGGGGUUUGCCCCUCUACUCUAUGUUUCAUCAUCUUGCAAAGUUGUGCUCUCAAGGCAUGGAUCAUCCUUCUGAAGUGCUGUGGGUCGGUCCUUCCUAUAGCAAGGUAGGCAAGACUUCUGUUACUUGUCAGUCUUCACCAACAAAGCAACAUUUUCCAAGAUCAAAUAUCGAGUGGAUUGAUGCUCUCUCCAUUGUAGUUGGAACCAGUUAUGAUCAAUUUCUAGUUUUUCCCCUCAUUUGUUUUUUCUUUUCGCAACAAGUUUCUUUUUGGAGUAUAGGGACGCUAUAUUUAUCUCCUUUCAAUCUUUCUUGUGUCUGGUGGUCGUAACUUAUCUUGGUGAUUCCCUGUAAUAUGUUCAUUAACCUUUAAUUUAUAAUCAUGAGAAAUUUAACAUUA
Zingiber officinale is the source of this 2692-nucleotide messenger RNA. Its product is annotated as serine/threonine protein phosphatase 2A regulatory subunit B''beta-like. The record is from RefSeq and is a predicted model, not a curated record. The transcript has 13 exons. Gene Ontology annotation, cellular component: protein phosphatase type 2A complex. Bases 527 to 2152 code for a protein of 541 amino acids. NCBI's taxonomy places the organism in Eukaryota, Viridiplantae, Streptophyta, Magnoliopsida, Zingiberales, Zingiberaceae. Gene Ontology annotation, biological process: protein dephosphorylation. Gene Ontology annotation, molecular function: calcium ion binding; protein phosphatase regulator activity.